Cyprinodon variegatus (sheepshead minnow) is the source of this 4245-nucleotide messenger RNA. It is a transcript of the gene tle3a, whose product is annotated as protein groucho-2. The record is from RefSeq and is a predicted model, not a curated record. Lineage: Eukaryota; Metazoa; Chordata; Actinopteri; Cyprinodontiformes; Cyprinodontidae. The transcript is spliced from 21 exons. Gene Ontology annotation, biological process: negative regulation of canonical Wnt signaling pathway; regulation of DNA-templated transcription. Bases 640 to 2910 code for a protein of 756 amino acids. Gene Ontology annotation, molecular function: transcription corepressor activity; protein binding. Gene Ontology annotation, cellular component: nucleus; transcription regulator complex.
GAUAGGCAGAUGUGGCCAUAUUCCUUCCGAGUAAUGCGAUUGGACAGAUAGACGCUUCCACGGCAGUUCAGCCCUGCUGCCUGUGUGUGGCAACCGGGGGUAAGCUGGACGACUGGGGGGGAAAUGCGAGAUUGUGGAGAGUACCGUGUUACGCUUUUAAAGAACCUCUUCGACUCGUAGGAGAGAUUUUUGGAAGCUUAUAUGUAUAUAUGUUUUUUGUCGUUUUUGAGGGGAUUAACCAGCCGCGUAAGGAGCGCAUUCCUCGGAGCUUCAACGACGACGACUAAAGUAGUUUAAUCGAGCCCGACCGAGCGAUUUUUUUUCCUCCUAACUGCUCCCUGCAGUCUAGUCCAGCCUGACUGGGUGCGUUCUGGAGAGAGUGGAGGAUGCUUCUCCAGAUCUGGAUCCACAUUACAAGGAAUUAAACGCCUAAAUUAUAGCCUUCUGUAUUUUUUUUCUUCUUUUUGGGGAAACAAAGGUCGGACCGAAGAAUAGGACGCACAUUCGGGAUUUUCACGACCUCCCCUCACCCCCUCUAUCCCACCCCUGUCUGCUGAGACUGACAUCUGUGAGCAAAUUUCCAGCCUUUUGCUAAAAGGACCUGCACACUGGAGACAUAAACAAAGGACACAUUUAAAGAUGUAUCCACAGGGCCGACAUCCGGCUCCACAUCAGCCCGGCCAGCCCGGCUUCAAAUUUACCGUUGCCGAGUCUUGUGACAGAAUUAAAGAUGAGUUUCAGUUCCUCCAAGCCCAGUAUCACAGUCUGAAGGUGGAGUAUGACAAACUGGCCAAUGAGAAAACAGAGAUGCAGCGCCACUAUGUCAUGUAUUACGAGAUGUCUUAUGGGUUGAAUAUAGAGAUGCACAAACAGACGGAGAUUGCCAAACGACUGAAUGCAAUUCUAGCUCAAAUUAUGCCUUUCCUGUCACAAGAGCACCAACAACAGGUUGCUCAGGCAGUGGAGAGGGCUAAGCAGGUGACUAUGACCGAGCUGAAUGCCAUCAUCGGGCAGCAACAGCUCCAGGCGCAGCACCUUUCCCACGCUGCUCACGGGCCUCCAGUUCAGCUGCCGCCCCACCCCUCGGGUCUGCAGCCGCCUGGAAUCCCCCCUGUCACCGGCUCUGGAUCCGGCCUGCUGGCGCUCGGGGCGCUGGGCAGCCAGGCUCACCUCCCAGUGAAGGAUGAGAAGAACCAUCACGAUCUGGAGCACAGAGAAAGCACGAAUAACUCGAUAUCUCCAUCAGAAAGCUUGCGGACGGCAAGCGAGAAGCACCGCAGCUCUUCUGACUACAGCUUGGAUUCCAAAAAACGCAAACUGGAGGAAAAGGACAGCAUGAGCAGAUAUGACAGCGACGGAGAAAAGAGUGAUGAUUUGGUGGUAGAUGUGUCUAAUGAGGACCCAGCUACUCCACGGGCUAGCCCAGCCCAUUCCCCACCUGAAAACGGCAUUGAUAAACCGCGCCCACCCAAGAAAGAUACACCAAACAGCCCAGCAUCUGUAGCCUCCUCUGGAAGCACCCCGUCCUCAAAGGCAAAGGAGCUCAGUCAUAAUGACAAAUCCUCCACGCCUGGUCUUAAAUCCAAUACCCCCACCCCGCGUAACGAUGCCCCCACCCCUGGCACAAGCUCCACUCCUGGGCUCAGACCCAUACUGGGCAAACCACCAGGCAUGGAGGCUCUUGCACCAGCUUUGCGGACCCCUUUGUCCAUUGCUGGCUCCUAUCCCCCCUUUGCCAUGAUGGGCCACCAUGAAAUGAAUGGAGGCCUAACGAGUCCAGGUGUCUACGCUGGCCUGCACAUCUCCCCUCAGAUGAGCGCUGCAGCAGCUGCAGCGUAUGGACGUUCGACUAUGGGGUUUGAUCCUCACACUCAUAUGAGAGCCCCAGGCCUUCCAGCCAGCCUCACGUCUAUUUCUGGGGGGAAACCUGCAUACUCCUUCCACGUAAGCGCAGAUGGCCAGAUGCAACCUGUACCCUUCCCGCCUGAUGCCCUGAUUGGACCGGGUAUUCCACGUCACGCACGUCAGAUCAACACGCUUAGCCACGGCGAAGUGGUGUGUGCUGUCACCAUUAGCAACCCCACACGUCAUGUUUACACCGGCGGUAAGGGCUGCGUCAAAAUCUGGGACAUCAGCCAGCCAGGCAGCAAAAGCCCCGUUUCCCAACUGGACUGUCUGAACAGGGAUAACUACAUCCGAUCCUGUAAGCUCCUGCCUGAUGGCCGCACAUUGAUUGUUGGAGGCGAGGCCAGCACUUUGACCAUCUGGGACCUGGCCUCUCAGACGCCUCGCAUCAAGGCCGAGCUCACCUCAUCGGCCCCGGCGUGCUACGCCUUGGCCAUCAGCCCUGACGCCAAGGUCUGCUUCUCCUGUUGCAGUGAUGGAAACAUCGCCGUUUGGGACCUGCACAACCAGACCCUUGUUAGGCAGUUCCAGGGUCAUACAGAUGGUGCUAGCUGCAUUGACAUUUCCCAUGAUGGCACUAAACUGUGGACAGGCGGCCUCGAUAACACUGUUCGCUCUUGGGAUCUUAGAGAGGGUCGACAGCUGCAGCAGCACGACUUCACUUCACAGAUCUUCUCCUUGGGCUACUGUCCGACCGGAGAGUGGCUUGCUGUUGGGAUGGAGAGCAGCAACGUGGAGGUGCUUCACCAUUCAAAGCCUGACAAAUAUCAGCUCCACCUACAUGAAAGCUGCGUCCUCUCACUCAAGUUCGCCUACUGUGGUAAAUGGUUUGUAAGCACUGGGAAGGACAAUCUGUUGAAUGCUUGGAGGACUCCUUAUGGCGCCAGCAUAUUCCAGUCCAAGGAAUCCUCUUCGGUCCUGAGCUGUGACAUCUCAACGGAUGACAAGUACAUCGUGACUGGCUCUGGUGACAAGAAGGCCACAGUGUAUGAAGUGAUCUAUUAGCAGUGCUUUGGAUGGGAGCAUGCACAUGCUUAGGAACAGCACGCUCUUCCUCCGCCUAUCUUCUCCCUAACGGACAACAUGAAUUCCGCUAUGCGGGACAGGAAGUUUGGCAGUGCCAGACUAAUAUGGAUGCCGGCGCUGCUUUGGACCUGGAUUUUUAUGUCUGAUUAAAACACUUGUACAGCAACAAAGUUUCUGCAAAGGCACUAAGAGAAAGGAAAUAAGACGAAAAAUGUCGAUUUCUUUUUUUUUUUUUUCUCUCCUUCGUUGGAUUUUUCUUUUUUUUUUAACCUUUUUGACUAUGGAUAAAGUUCCAUGAAAGCUAGAAGCGGCGCUUCUCUCCGGAGCUUUUCCUCGGAGGUCCUGUGAAAAGUGUACAUAAUGGAGUAAUAAAUGGCCUUUUAUAGAUUUAUAUUUUGGUGUCCAAUUUCGCUUGUGAUGGUUCUUUCUUGUUCUCUGUGAUUUUCUGUCCCCUUUGGGGAUGGAAAUUAGAUUAGGACUUUGUAAGAGGAUAUUCUGUUUCCUUCCCCUCCUCCCCCCCCGUAGCAUUUUUUUUCCCCCAUGUUCUUUGUCAAGAGCAACCUUUUUCGGAAAUCUAAUUUGGACGGGUUUUUUUCGGACAACAGCUCCUUUUUUUUCCUUCUCCUAUUUGGUACAAAACAGAUGCUCCAAGGAGUAUAGCCACACAGAACUCCAGAAAACGUCCCGCUGACCCCCACCGGCCCUGACUGGAGGAAGGAGAAAUUCAUUGUUUUCAGUUUCAUUAGCCCACUGGCUUUGGUCAGCAGAAACUCAACUCUGAAAUGAAGAUCUGUCACUUAACACUGGCUGCUUUCAGUAACACCAAAAUGGAUAACUAACAACCGGAAGACUGAUGGAUUUCCUAAAAGCCAGCCGUGACUUGAGCUCCGUCUGUUGACUCAACCAUUGUAUGAAAAAUUCAUUGCACCGCUCUGCAAAGUCAUCAGUCUGUGCAAGUUAAUUAUUGCCUUUCUUGUUUUGACGGCCUGUGACUGAUAUGCAAGGCUUGCUUGGUUACACAUUUAGAUGGCGAGCAAAGCCACGCCCACUUUUUACAUCCUGGGUAUACAGUUUGCUUUCUUUAACAUUGACAAUACUCUGCCUGGGAAAACUCUUACAGGAAUGGUCUCUGCAUAAACUGUGUCGCAUACACGUGUCACCCAUAAGGACUGUACAGUAGGCAGUUGUUGAUAAGUCAAUAAACUGUAUUUAUAUAAAAUAUAAUCUUGACUCAAUUUCUGAAGAGACGUUUUCUUGCUGGUUAUAAUAGUGUUUAGAGAAUAGCUGAAGGUUUUAUCUUCAAGAUAGUUAAAG